AUGUCUCGCCUUGACCAGAUCGUUAAAGGCACUCCUGCGCCCAGCGUGCAUAUACCAGAGACCCUCUCGAGAACCCCUUCACCACACCUCCCCAGUGACUCCUCCGAACCAUCGCUUGCGUCUACUCCAGCAGUUGCUUCUGUGAACCCGGAUCCGCUCUCGACCCUCCCCUCCUCGCCGCCGCAGAUCUACUUGAACCUCCUCAUACUCGAGAGCUCUUUGCGCUCACAGUACCUAGCGCUGCGUGCACGAAGGCGACAGAAUACCUUUUUCCUUUUCCUGCUUGCGUUGUGGAUCACAUACUUUUUCUACGCCCUUUUUCUACGGCCGAGGGAGGAUGGGGGUGUAGGCGGCUCUCCCUACUGGAUUGUUGAAAUGGGGGAGAAAAUUGCUCUAAUGGGCGGUGCUGUAACUGGGAUUCUAGUCUGGGGAACAGGACAAUGGGAGAGAGGAGUUCGAUGGCCUCGCCGGUGGCUGGCGGUCGCCAAUAGGGGCCUGAGAGGCUUCAAUGCAAAGGUUGUGGUGAUUCGAGGCCCAUGGUGGAAGGAAUUGAUUCUCUGGUUUUCAUUCUUGUUCCCCUUUUCGGAUCUCUUUCCAACCGUGCCCUCAUUCCACUAUGUUGAGCGACGGCACAGUGGCCUUCACGACCGGCCUAGACGCCAUGCAGCGACUAACCGUUCGCCCUACGAGGAUGAUAGUGAUACGGGGAUUGAAGAGGACCUCUCUCCGGGGGGAGACUACAUACGGCUUCUCUUGUUACCAAAAUCCUUUUCUCCCGCCUUCCGCGAAAAUUGGGACGAAUAUCGCACGGAAUACUGGGAACGUGAGAACGAGCGGCGUGCGCGUCUCCGCGAGAAGACCCAGAGCCGUGAACGCCAUCUGGCGAAGCAAGAGGGUGGCUGGCUGUGGUGGACUAGAUGGCAGGGCUGGAAGCGGAGGCACAGUGGUGCAAAGAUUGGCCGUGACUUGGAGAAGCCGCAUCGCCAUCAACAGCAUGGGCCCCAUAGCCACCGACAUCGGCAGUCGCGUCAGUCUAUUGAUAGGGAUUUAAAACCCCGUCGACCUGUCGAAUCGCAUUCAAGAACCUCGUCUCGUAGCACAACACCAAACCCCUUAUCGGACGCGGACGACAAAACUACGAAUUCGGAUCGCGAGAGGACUCGUCGGCGCCGCAGUAGUGCUACAGCUCCACCCGGCUUUGAGCGGAGUCGGAAAAGUAAAUCGUCCGUAUCAGGCGGGAGUUCUGUUCGAGCCUCAUCCCCUUUAAUGCAGAUUGAGACGCAAGAUGGAAACGCAACUAAACAAGAUAAUGUAAAUGAACUAUAA
Molecule: messenger RNA, 1326 nt
Organism: Ophidiomyces ophidiicola
Lineage: Eukaryota; Fungi; Ascomycota; Eurotiomycetes; Onygenales; Onygenaceae
Gene: SPO7
Product: Nem1-Spo7 phosphatase regulatory subunit
Exons: 1
Coding region: 1-1326 (441 amino acids)
Biological process (GO): nuclear envelope organization
Cellular component (GO): Nem1-Spo7 phosphatase complex
Molecular function (GO): phosphoprotein phosphatase activity; protein phosphatase regulator activity
Source: RefSeq, a predicted model, not a curated record